Molecule: messenger RNA, 585 nt
Organism: Penicillium mononematosum
Lineage: Eukaryota; Fungi; Ascomycota; Eurotiomycetes; Eurotiales; Aspergillaceae
Product: guanylate kinase
Exons: 2
Coding region: 1-585 (194 amino acids)
Biological process (GO): purine nucleotide metabolic process
Cellular component (GO): cytosol
Molecular function (GO): GMP kinase activity
Source: RefSeq, a predicted model, not a curated record
AUGGCUUCCUCACCUCCAGAUCGGCGGCCUCUUGUCAUCUCCGGUCCCUCAGGCGCAGGCAAAGGAACUCUUACCCAAAAGCUCAUUGACACACACCCGAAUACAUUCGAGCUAACAGUCUCCCACACAACCCGGCAACCACGUCCGGGUGAAAAAGAUGGUAUAUCCUACCACUUUGUUUCCGUCCAGACAUACAACACUCUCAAAUCCAGCGGAGGUUUAAUAGAAGAUGCAAUGUACACCGAUGACUUCUACGGUACCAGUAAAGCAGCACUUGCAGCAAUACUCACCAAAGGGCUCAUCCCGAUCCUUGAUAUCGAGGUGACUGGCGUGAAGCAGGUGAAAGCGAACCCUGAGUUUGACGCCCGCUACGUUUUUAUUAAACCGCGGGAUCUUGAUGUGCUUGAGCAGCGGCUUAGGGGUCGAGGGACGGAGAGCGAGCCAAAGAUUCAGGCUAGACUGGAGCAAGCGAGGAGGGAGCUUGAGUUUGCUGAGACUGGGGGUGUCUUUGAUCGGGUUAUUGUUAAUGAUGAUCUAGAAAGGGCUUAUGCGGAGCUUGAGGGGUUUGUUUUCGAGUUGGAGUAG